AUGGUGUUGUUAUGCAUUCUUACAAGAGCUGAUCCAAUUUGGCCAUCUCCCAACGAUGAACUCGAGGAGAUCAUGUACCAAGUCGAGGGCUACAGGGCCAGAGACUUUGGCGGGACUGUUAUUCCGUGCUCCAACGAAGCAUCCGGACCUGGCCGACAGAAUGCUGCUGAAUGGUUACGGGCAGCCUUUCAUGAUAUGGCUACGACUACAUAUUUGAGCGGCAUACGAGCUGGCGGCUUAGAUGGCUCCUUGCAAUACGAGCUGACCAGCUCGGACAAUAUCGGCCCAGGUUUCAAUACAACUCUUAAGUUCAUGGCCGACUAUUAUACGAGUCGGUCUAGCGUUGCGGAUCUAAUUGCUUUGGGCGUAUACUAUGCCGUUAGGUCUUGCGGUGGUCCAGUGGUGCCUGUUGCUGGUGGAAGGGUCGAUGCUCUUGCGGCUGGUCCCAUAGGCGUUCCGCUACCGCAGAACACUGCUUUCACAUUUGAGCAACAGUUUACACGAAUGGGGUUUAGCAAGACCGAGAUGAUCCAAGCCACCGCCUGUGGCCAUUCUAUUGGUGGUGUUCAUGAAAAAGAAUUUCCUGAGAUCGUCCCGGUUGGGUCUACCUUAAACGGCGAAGCUCCUUUGGACUCGACUGUCGCAGCAUUCGAUAACAAGGUUGUCGCCGAAUAUAUUGCUGGUAACACUACCAAUCCCCUAGUGGUUGGACCAUCGAUCAAGGCCACUAGGAACGCAGACUAUAAGGUGUUCAACUAUGAUAGCAACGUCACAGUCAAAGCAAUGGCAGGUGUCGCUGAGUUCAAUAGCAUAUGCACAACUGUUCUUCAGAAGUUGAUCGAUACUGUGCCUGAUGGUGUGGUUUUAUCUGACCCUAUUCAACCAUAUUCUGUAAAGCCAGUUGAUAUGCAGUUGUCACUUAACUCUGACCCGUCAACAAUGCAGCUGACUGGACUUAUACGUGUUCGGACUACCGACAUAGGAGAGGAUUCUGUCUCUAGUUUAACGCUGAACUACAAGGACCGAAGCGGGAGUACCAAUUGCGGUAGCACGAAUUGCGCAUACACAGCAACUCUCCUGGGUUCCACUCAGGGGUUCGAUGAUCAAUUUAUUUGGUUUCCCAUCAAUACUAGCAUCCUAACAUCUACGGGAAUAUCAUCUUUCACUAUAACCCUUAAUAUGGCCGACGGAACCACCAAAACGUAUGAUAACAAUGGAAACACAUACCCAAUGCAAGACACCAUAUUCAUUCAAAACCCCCAAAGCUGCCUCCUUUCCGGCACUCUCACCAUUACCGCAUCUGUCCGUAACGACCGCAAAUCCCUUCCUGUAAAAUUGUUCGUUUCAUACAAGACCUCGACGGGGGAUCCCAAUCGUCCAGUUCCCACUCUGAAAAACGCCACGAUUACCAUGACAGAAGGUACCUGCGUAGGCUCAUAUACUUUUUAUACGGCGGACUUUACUGGCCUUGGCGAUCUUGCGUAUGCAUCAAAGAUCGAUGUUAUCAGCGGGAGCGAUUCAUCUUCUGUUGUCGAUGACUUCAAUGCUGCAAGCGAAUUAGAAGCAACAUGCAAACCCUUUCAAACUCCGCCAACUUCCGCGUGUACCACCGGACAGCUAUCAACGUCUCCCGGAUCACCAACUACCUCAUCUACUUCUGUUUCACUAUCCACUACUUCCUCUACUACCGUGAGCACCACAAGUACCUCUUCUACAGCACCAGCCGAGACCUUGCAUCACAGACAGGAUAUUGGUGAAGACACAUCCUCCACAAAUCCAACCUCGCCUGACAUUCUUUCCGAGAUCGCCGGGGAGGUUCGAAAGUACGAACAACGGCCGACCUACGUUAAACUAAGUUCUACUUCCCCUCGAUACGGGUUCUUGCAAUAUGCCUUGUCAUAUGAUCGUCUUAACUUACUGGGUGGUGUCAAACCUGUAAAUAAUCUUAAUGGAAACAAACAGAACCCCUCACGCUCUGUGCAAUCGUCACCCAUACGUCGUCCUUCAGACUCGUCACCUGCGCCACCACCAAAACGCCAGAAGGUCGAAGAGUACAAUGUACACACCCAGGCCCAGUUCGUCGUUGUAUUCGACCACGAUGGGACCGCUGACCGGCCCAACCCGCGGAAACGUUCUCUUGACAACCGCAGCGAGUCUCAACAUACCUUUAUAUCACAAUCGUCCACCAAAGGAGCGCCGUCGACCGAAGCGAAAAUCCCCGAAUUUCGAUCCACGGAAAGUUACGUGAGACCUUUACAUAAGAACAGGCCCCGACAUAACACUCCAAAACAACAUGUAGGGCAACUAGAUAGAGAGGUUGCCACCGAAACUCCUUUACUAAAGUCCGAUAUUGAGGACAGCGACGGAGAUGUGGAGAUCAUCGGGGCAGAGGUCAUGGUAACCCCUCAAACACGCCAUACUCAAGGGGUACGGUACUCUAUAGAAGACUUUGGGAGGCGCUUCAAGACGACAUCUGGCGCCCAGAAGAUGGAGGAAAUCAUUGAUAGUACAAUGUUAAAGGAGGACGGGUCCAAUAACCCGGUUUCCAGCCCAGAUGAGCUGGCACCAGAAACGCAAGACAUGAGAGAAAAGAUGCCAACGAAGCGGCCUACUUUAUCCCCUAGUUUGUCUAAAAAGGGUGACAUUCCACGAACGAAAUUCACCCCGCCGUCUCGUACUAGAUUACAGGGCCCGAGGAGAGGGCUUAGUGAAUCGGAUCGUGUUACGAAAAUCGUUAACUCGCCUCUUCGUGUCCUUCGGGCUGUAUCGGGCGGUCACAAAUAUGAAGGGGAGAAUUCAGAUGGUCAACUUAUGAAAGAAUACGCAUAUCUUACGGUCAAUCUUAAAAAGGUUAAACAGAUUCGUACUUCAUCACAACCCAAUUGCCUUGUGGCUUUGAUUCAGCGUGCCAUCGAUGGUUCAAUAAGUGGUGGCCAAAGUUUAUGGAUCGAAUUCUCGUCUCCCAAGGACCUUAAAAAAUUCGUUACUUGGGCGAGAGACACUGGGUCAGAUGGUCUGGUGGAUGAGUCUUCACCUUGGGGUCGCCUUGAGAAAGAACUUGAAAACACGAUACGGACCGCUACCAACCGCACUGUUAUUAGAGACGACGUGUUAAGGGGAGAUGAUAUGAGGUUGAUCGAGCACAAUUUGGCAAAUACAAAUCAGGCAAGAGCUGGCAACCUACCGCGCAUCCCAGUUCCCCAGGGGAAGUUGAAGGACACGAUGAGGCCGCAUUCUGCAUCCUCGUUAGACCCCAAGACAACGGUCAUAUCAGAUAAUCCUCGGCCCUAUAGUCUUCGACGACAACCACACAAAACUCAUUCUACAUUUGCAUUGAAAGGCCCCAGUUCGGAAUCCGAGUCCCCUGAACCUGAAUGUUGGACAACCCAGCAUAUAGGCUGGGAGAGAGAUUGGCGCAAUUCUCUUGUCUUCCCUUUUCAUGGCAAAAGUAGAGCUACCGUCGACAAGGAAGAUAUUCCUCGAUUAGAUGAGGGUCAGUUUCUAAACGACAAUCUAAUUAUUUUUUAUCUGCGCUACCUCCAACACACAUUGGAGGCAGAAAGGCCAGACCUGGCUCAACGGAUUUAUUUCCAGAACACGUAUUUUUAUGAGAAGCUCAAGUCUACGAGGACGGCUCAAGGUAUCAACUAUGAUAGUGUCAAAGCGUGGACGUCUAAAGUCGACCUCUUUACGAAAGAUUAUAUUAUCGUCCCAAUCAAUGAAUUCACUCAUUGGUACGUCGCAAUUAUCUACAACGCACCAAAACUCCUCUCUUCUCCAGGCAAGACGGAAAAUACCGCUAAGGACACGAUCAUUAUCGAAGAGGAUAUCAACGAUUCUAGAGAAGCUUCCCGUGAGGUUUCUAGCGCCUCCCCCGAUAAUGGGAAAUCAGCAGAUAAGCCUAGAAGCCUUGAAGCAGUGAGAUCUGAAUUACAGAGCGAUGUCACGAAUCACUUUAGCCGUAUGUCAAUCGAAAGCCCGGGUUUUCCAAAUGGUAUCGCUAAACAGACAAUAGCUCCGGAGCCAGAAAAUCAGAAGACGGAUGCACAGCUAACCAGUUGUAAACAGGAGGCUACAGAUGUGCGGCACGAUAAUAUCAAAGGAGAUGUGAGGCAUAUUGUGUCAUCGAAUGACAACCUCCAGCGGAAGAAGACAACGAAAGGAUACGGCACGGGCACUAGGAGACAUAGUCCGGACCAGCUAAAAAUUAUCACGCUCGAUUCAUUAGGGUUGGCCCAUUCGCCAGCUUGCAGCUGUCUAAAGCAGUAUUUGAUUGCAGAGCUCAAGGAUAAGAAAGGCAUUGAAAUACCAAAUCCUGGGGCUUUAGGUAUGACUGCUAAGGAGGUUCCCCAGCAAACAAAUCACUGCGACUGCGGACUAUAUCUACUAGGAUACAUAAGAGAGUUCCUAAAAGAUCCUGACGGGUUCGUUCGCAACAUUCUCCUACAUAACCACAUUGCUUGGGAUCUAAAUCCAUCGGAGCUCCGAAACAAUAUUAGAGACUUGAUUUUUGAUCUUCAAAAGGAGCAGCAACGUCGAGAAGAUAUUCAUAGAGAAGAGAAACGUAACAAAGCAGGGUUGCUGAAGAGGAAGGUCAGGGGUUCAAUAGAUGAGCGGCCCCUUAAACAACUAGCAAAGGAGCAGGAUAUCAGCCGAGGUGCGUCUGAGCCCCAAAAGGAUGAGGAUAUCCCCAAGGAGAAUAGUGUGGCCAAACCUAAACCAAAAUCACCUACUCCCGAAGUCUCUCUAGAAACCAGACCCGUUUCUAAUUCGGAGAACCGACCUAUUCCUGGUUCAUUUCCUCGGUCUCCGGCUGUGGCCAGCGCUAAUAUAAGCGCAUUAAACGUGAGCAACCCUGAACAAGCUAAAGUUCCCAAGUUCGUCUCGCCACUCCCUGAAUCACCCUGUGGCUCUUCACCAGAAAGUCCCGUAGUUGUUGAGGAUCCAGAAGUCCCCCAAGGGCAAGGGCGGAGCGCCAAUCAUAUCCAUAGCGAUCUCAAGCGAGCCAAUUUAUCAGAAGAAGAGCCAGUUAGAGAAGUCCAAAAGACCUACCAAAAUCAGGACAGACCGGCCGGUCAAUCCCGAGACCAAGAGGAGAUGAUAACGGUAAGCCACUAUUUCGCCGGUCGGCAACCCGGCGAUAAGAUGGUCUCGGCCAAAUUGCGCGAAGAGCCGCUUCACUCGGAUGUUAUCGAUAUUUCGGACUGA
This is a messenger RNA of Daldinia childiae, 5208 nucleotides long. RefSeq names its product Ubiquitin-like-specific protease 2. NCBI's taxonomy places the organism in Eukaryota, Fungi, Ascomycota, Sordariomycetes, Xylariales, Hypoxylaceae. Gene Ontology annotation, molecular function: heme binding; peroxidase activity; SUMO-specific endopeptidase activity. The transcript has 7 exons. The record is from RefSeq and is a predicted model, not a curated record. Bases 1 to 5208 code for a protein of 1735 amino acids. Gene Ontology annotation, biological process: protein desumoylation; response to oxidative stress. Gene Ontology annotation, cellular component: cytoplasm; nucleus.